Molecule: messenger RNA, 1986 nt
Organism: Macrosteles quadrilineatus (aster leafhopper)
Lineage: Eukaryota; Metazoa; Arthropoda; Insecta; Hemiptera; Cicadellidae
Exons: 3
Coding region: 1-1986 (661 amino acids)
Biological process (GO): DNA integration
Molecular function (GO): nucleic acid binding
Source: RefSeq, a predicted model, not a curated record
AUGUGUCUUACUAGCUUCUCAGGGGGCUGGUCCGGAACUGAUGAGAACCUCUUCUGCGAAAGAGUGGGAGAUUUUGUGUUGCCUAAUGGCAAACUUGAGGUUGAAGUAGAGGCGUUAAAGAAAAAAUACAAUGCAGUGUUUCAAGGGGGGCCAGGAGAAAUAAAAGGUGUUAAGGCUCAAGUCACUCUCAAGGACAAUGCUGUUCCUAAGUUUUGCAAAUUUAGGCCUGUGCCUUACUCGUUAAGGGAAAAAGUAGAACAAGAAUUAGAUCGGUGGGUUGAGGAUGGUAUAGCGUACAGAGUUUCUAGUUCAGAAUGGGCUACUCCGUUAGUUACAGUGCCCAAGACUAAUGGUGUCCGAUUGUGCGCAGACUUCAAAGUAACAUUGAAUCCGGUGUUACAGAUGGAACAUUAUCCAUUACCUCAACCUGAGGAUAUAUUUGCUUCUCUGUCUGGUUGUACAUAUUUUUCAGUUGUGGAUCUCACUAAUGCUUAUCAACAAUUAGCUGUUGCGGAGGAUUCACAACCUCUUUUGACGUUAACAACUCACAAGGGACUAUUUCGACUAAGACGUCUGCCAUUUGGACUUUCUUCAGCUCCAGCUAUAUUUCAAGCUGUGAUUGAUCAAAUUAUAAACGGAUUACCAGUACACUAUGAUGUCUUGAAACCUUUAGUGCUCACUUGUGAUGCUAGUCCUAAAGGAGUUUCUGCCAUUUUGUCCCAUAUCAUAAACGGAGAAGAAAGACCUAUAGCGUUUGCAUCAAAAACACUGAGUGCCAGUGAGAAGAACUAUUCACAGCUCCACAAGGAGGCGUUGGCACUGAUCUUUGGAGUGAAGAAAUUCCAUAAAUACAUUUAUGGGCGUACCAAUUGUAUUUUACAAAGUGAUCAUCAGCCACUAGCAGCUAUUUUUGGAUCGAAACGAGGGGUGCCUAGUUUAGCUGCUGCUCGCCUACAACGAUGGGCCCUGAUUUUGUCUGCCUACAAUUUUGAGGUAAAAUAUCGGAAGGGUUCCAGUUUGCCUCACGCUGAUGCGUUGUCACGCUUACCACUACCCGAGAAUGAAACUUUGGAGUUGGAUGAAAAUUAUAUAUCUCAUGUGGAAUCUUGUGUAAGAGAAAUGAACUUCUUCAAUUCGGGGAGUGACGAUUCUCCAAUCACUUCUUUAGAGAUAGGACAAUUGACUGAUAAAGACCCACUGUUGUCUAAAGUUCAGGAUUUUGUGUUGUAUGGGUGGCGUGAAAUUGUAGACCCAAUGUUAAUUCCAUUUCAGAGAAGGAAAGAUGAAUUGUCAGUGGAUAAAAAUUGCAUUUUAUGGGGCAGUAGAGUAGUCAUACCUAAGAAAUUGCAAGGUAAAGUCAUCCAGAUAUUGCAUGAACAACAUCCUGGAAUUACUCGAAUGAAAUUGUUGGCACGCAGCCACGUGUGGUGGCCUGGGAUCGAAAAAGUAAUUGAGGAUGCUGUGUUAUCUUGUUUGAUUUUUCAAAGUACAAGAAAUGCUGAUUCAAAAGUUCCAUUGCAGCAAUGGCCGUUAACUUCAGAGAGAUGGCGCCGAAUUCAUAUCGAUUUUGCUGAAGAUCCAACCACCAGACAGCAAAUGUUGAUUGUAGUGGAUAGUUUUUCAAAGUGGAUGGAAGUAUUUGUAAUGGGUUCUAUUUCCACGGGGAAGACCAUUGAGAAACUUCUUACACUAUUUUCUGCUUAUGGUUUACCUGAGGAGUUGGUGUGUGACAACGGCACGUCUUUUACCAGUCUAGAAUUCAGGGAGUUUCUUAGAAAAAAUGGUGUAAAACUAACAUUUUCUCCACCAUAUCACCCUGCCUCCAAUGGAGCAGCCGAGCGUUCUGUUCAAGAAGUUAAGAAAAGUUUGUUAAGGCAAGUUUUGGGUGAAAAAUCAUCUCAGCAGACAUCACUGCAGUAUAAAUUGGAUAACUUUCUUUUCGCAUAUCGUAAUACUCCAUCGUCAGUAACCGGUGUGAGCGGCUGA